This is a messenger RNA of Toxorhynchites rutilus septentrionalis, 1626 nucleotides long. It is a transcript of the gene DNApol-alpha50, whose product is annotated as DNA primase small subunit. Lineage: Eukaryota; Metazoa; Arthropoda; Insecta; Diptera; Culicidae. The transcript is spliced from 3 exons. Bases 283 to 1566 code for a protein of 427 amino acids. The record is from RefSeq and is a predicted model, not a curated record. Gene Ontology annotation, biological process: DNA replication, synthesis of primer. Gene Ontology annotation, cellular component: alpha DNA polymerase:primase complex.
UUAGUCUGUCUCUUUCACGCUACAAGCAAAUAAUUCCCCUUCUGCUUUCUUCCGUACUGUUUUCAUAUACCGCUCCCCUAACCAACUUAGUGACGAAACGGCCUCACCUAGUACCAUAGACCCGUCUUGGUCAGAACAAGUUCGCUGAAAUAUCGUUUAUGGUUGUUUAUGUUGUUUGGCGCCAAAAUAUUCGUAUAAUUUGUAAUUAUUCGAUUAGUUGCGCAAGUAUAUUAUUGAAUACGCGAACUUCCAUUUGAAAAGAUUAUUUGAUUACUAUUUAUAAUGCCGGAAUCAGCCGAAUGUCGCAAAGUAGAAGACAAAUUCAACCCAGAUUCGUUGCAGGAUUUGCUUCCCAUCUACUACAAACGACUCUUUCCGCAUUUGCAGUUUUACCGAUGGAUGUCCUAUGGCCUUUCUGAAGCUUCUGUCUUCACAAACCGUGAGUUUUCUUUCACGCUUCAAGAUGAUAUCUACAUUCGGUAUCAAUCGUUCGAUAACCAGUCGGAGUUGGAGAAAGAAAUUUGCCUCAAGUGUCCCUUCAAAAUCGACAUCGGUGCGGUGUAUAACGUGCGCCCGAAGGACCAUCGUGCGAGCUCCAUGAUCAAGCCAGUCCAGCGAGAGCUGGUAUUCGAUAUCGACAUGACAGAUUAUGAUGAAAUUCGAACCUGCUGCAAUGAGGCCAAUGUUUGUCCCAAGUGCUGGAAGUUCAUGACCAUAGCGUGUAAAGUUAUCGAUACUGCCCUUCGUGAAGAUUUCGGUUUUGAGCACAUGCUGUGGGUGUUCAGUGGGCGUCGAGGUAUCCAUUGUUGGGUUUGCGAUAAAACCGCACGUCAUUUGGACACAAAGGGACGAUCAUCGGUGGCGGAAUAUUUGCAUAUUUUAAUAAGCGGUGGGGAAGGAUCGGUCACGAGGGUCAGUUUGGGCGAUAGAAUGCAUCAUGCCAUCAAAAGGGCACAUCGAAUAAUUGAACCCUACUUCGAAGAGGUGUGUUUAGUUGAUCAGAACGUAUUUUCUACUCCAGAUGGACUGAGGAAACUGUUGGGCAUGGUGCAGGAUGAAGGCAUACGUCUUGAGUUGGACAAAAAAUUAAAACCGUACGAAGGUGACUCGAAGGCAAUUUGGAAAGCAUAUGAAGCAUUUUUUGAAGCACUGCGAGUGUCCGGACAGGGAAAGAAUAGAAAGCUCAAGUACAUCAUCGAAGAGACUCGGCUAGCCUUCACUUACCCAAGGAUUGAUAUAAACGUCAGUAAAGGAUUCAAUCAUUUGCUGAAGUCUCCGUUUUGUGUACAUCCCAAAACGGGAAAGGUUUGCAUUCCGUUUAACCCGAAUGUUGCCGAUAAAUUUGACCCGACUCAGGUGCCAACUAUUAGUGGUUUGUUGAAUGAGGUAAACGCUUUCGAUGACAAAAUCAACGCGGACGGCCAGGAAGAACGAUCGCGAAUCAAGGAUUAUAAGAAGACCAGUAUGUUCAAGGGUACCGUGAUUUUUGAGGAGUUUCUUCGCAGGCUGGAACAAACGUUCAAAGGGAAAGCAAUUGUGACCAGCGAUAGGAAAAUGGAAUUCUAAUAAAAAAAGGCCAAUUACAUAUCCCUAGAAGAAUCGAAGAUAAAAUUUCUGUUCGUUCUG